CUCAUGUGCUUCUAUUCUGAUUCCUCACUCAUUCACUCGCCCCAGAGUCUGCGUUCACUCACAUUAUCUCUCUCUUCGCCCAGUCAAAAUUCAAUUCGUCAAUUUAAUUCGUUUUUCUGCUGCGAUGCUGCUGCUUCUUUCAUGUUCUGUCGAUUAUUUAUUGUGAUGAAUUAAAUUUUUUUGGGAAGGAGGCGCGAAUAUACUCGACAGAGAAAAAAGCGACACUCCACAAGUGCGCCGCUAGCGAAGUGAAGAAGAACGCGCGAAAUAAUAAAAUGGGAACAAUAUAAUGAUAUAAUUAAUAAUGCAAAAAGGAAGAAAACUGUGAGUGAUGCUGAAAAGCGGAUAGAAUAUAAAAACCAGCGAAUGAGGUGGUGGUGAGUGUGGCUAAAGAAUAGGAGAGACAGAGAGAAAAAACGGACAGGAGUUGUACAGUAUAAAUUGAAGAUGUUUUACUUCCAAUAAUAUCCACUUACACAUACGCAACACUGACAAUUCCAGUGAAAACCAGCCAAUGGUCAGAAAGUGAAUCGCCUUUUGAUAACGUAGUCAUGAGUAAAAUAAUUGACUGUGCAGGAAAGUUUCUUUAAAAACUUUUCCAGUUUCAUAACUCUACGAGAUACAAUUUUGUGCUUUGAAGGAAGCGAAAUUUGCUGAUCAAUCUUGAGGACAUUUCGAUCGGAAGUGCAAUUAAUUGUAACGCGCGCGCCCCAGAGUGUGCUUUCAGCUCCAGCAAAUUGACGUAAGAAUCAAUGCCGUGGGAGAAGGAAUAAAUAUUUGUGCCUGGAACGACUGUAAUAAGUGACAUUAGUGGACUGUAUGGACUAUAUUGCAUAUUGGUGUUGUAAUACAAUGCAAAAGUAAAGGUCGUCCCCGGAGUCGCUUCUGCGUUCGCAACUAACUGUGUGUCGUCUGGUCCAAGGUGGUGAAAAGCGAAAGGAAAAUUAAUCACGACUUUUCAGCUGCGCAUGAUUGUGUAGCUUUUCUCACGAUUUGUGUCUCUGCAGAGCCCCAUUUCACGAUUUUCUUCACUCCACAAGAAACGCGCUUUCUAUGGUUUUCCCCGUUAUCAUCUGGCGAAGCAUUUUAGGAAAAUAGCACCGGCUCGGCAUUCACUGGGCGCUCAGUGUGGCCAGCAACAAUGCUCCCUAUGUAAUUGAGGACGACCCAAUUGGCGGUGGUCAGGAGCUGAGGGUGGCGUGGAGCGUGAUUCCGGUGUGGCCGUGUGUGAUUUUGGCGAAUGUUCAAGGAGAAAAACUCACGUGGCGCCGGCCUGAGCGUUGAUGGUAAAUUAAUCGCCGACGUGUCUCACCUUGUUGAGCGUCUGCAGCACCUGGAACACUCAUUGUUGCGACCACAGCAGGUCGUGACGGAUCCAUCGGCUGCCAAUGAUGAGGUAGAUAAACGCUUGGUGUUGGGCCUCGUAGAGCGUUUCAGGAAACAUUUCUGCCAGCGCGAGCCAGGUGGCAUGAGUGCAGAAAGGGUGUCAGGUCAGCCGUCCGGAGGUGUGCUGGACACAGCCUCGACGACCGGCAGUAUCAGCGAUGACAAUCCUGAUGGCCAACGGGCUAGACAGUGUGAGGGAGAGUCCCUGAUCAUAACAGAGGAGGACAUCCGAGCGCUCGUACGGGAUCUUAAAAGGAAGAUUGAGUACACAGAGAGGAUGAACUGGCUAUGUCUAUCGAAACGUCCAAUGGGCCCACCACAGCGUAAAAGUAGUCUGCCGAAGCACUCGGAGGUGAAGAAAAAAUUUCUCGAAUUAUGUGAUACGGCUCUGUCCGACGAGGUGAAAGCCGCCCUCCGACUGCCCGCUUUCGAUUCGUACGAGUGGGAGGAUGCGGAUAUUUUGCACCUGAUGCAAACCAUGUUCCUCGAGUUGGGUCUGGUCAGUCGCUUCAAUCUACCCCUGGUCACACUCCGCGAGUGGCUCUACGAGGUCUACAAGCACUACAAUGAUGUGCCAUUUCACAAUUUCCGUCACUGCUUCUGUGUCGCCCAAAUGAUGUAUGCGAUUACAUGGCAAACAGAUCUACCCUCGAGAUUGGGCUACUUGGAAAUCCUCAUACUGCUUGUCUCCUGCAUUUGUCACGACUUGGAUCAUCCCGGUUACAAUAAUAUUUAUCAAAUAAAUGCAAGGACGGAGCUAGCUUUAAGAUACAAUGACAUAUCACCGCUGGAGAAUCAUCACUGCUCAAUUGCGUUUAGACUGUUUGAACAUCCAGACUGCAACAUUUUCAAGAAUCUCGGCAAGGAGUCGUUCAAGGAAAUUCGCGAGGGAAUCAUCCGGUGCAUUUUGGCUACUGAUAUGGCACGUCACAAUGAAAUCCUGACCCAAUUCAGGGAUAUCAGUCCGGUGUUCGACUACUCCAAUAAGGCGCACACGAAUCUGUUGUGCAUGGUGCUAAUCAAGGUGGCGGACAUAUCCAACGAAGCGCGCCCCAUGGACGUGGCCGAGCCGUGGUUGGACCGUUUGCUACAGGAGUUCUUCGCGCAGAGCGCUGCUGAGAAGAACGAGGGCCUUCCGGUGACACCCUUUAUGGACCCCGAGAAGGUCAGCAAGCCCGGCAGCCAGGUGCGCUUCAUCGGACUUGUACUGCUGCCACUGUUCGAGGCCCUGGGAGAAAUACUGCCAGAGCUCAAUGAGUUCAUCAUCAAUCCCGUGCGCGUGGCCCUGGACUACUACAGACGGCUCAACGAUGCACAGUCACGCUCCCGAAAAUCACUGGUUGAGACAGAAAACUCAUCAGAGGGUGGAUCUCCACCAUUGCCACGCUCCCAGAGUGGCAUGAGCAUGAGAUCCCGACGGAGCAUCCCGUCGCAGAAGUCCAACUCUCGGACGUCCGUUGAUGAGCCACUCUGUAUUGCGGCCGAAUUGCAUGAUCUUCCCGAAGGCAGUGAGAGUGGUGAUUCAGAAACGGCCACUGAAGUCGAGGUCGCCGAGAAGACGUCAAAGUUCAAAGUGGACACCGAGAGCAGUGGCCGGAGCAAGUCGACGCAGACCAGCAAGAGGCAGAUCAGCAAGGAGAAGCGACCAUCCAUGUGCGUUGAGAUGUACUGCAAUCGCAUGAGAGGCUCCUAUGGCAACAUCCACACUCAUCAUCCGCACAGAACGCCCUUCGGAACGAACCGGGCCGUGAGUUUGGAUCAGUACCAAAACCGGAGAAUGUCAGACGGACUGCAGGCGGUCACGAGCGACACCGCUGUGUACUAUAACCAUCAUCAGCAGCAACAGUUGCUGCAGCGUCACAACAUUGGCAUGGAAAAUGACGCUAUUGCGGAGAGAGUCGGGGAGUUUGGGAAUGGACAUAGCCAAACCGAGAAGAGCAAAAGUCUACCCACACGAGAGAUGCGCCUUGGCAAGAUGUCCAUGGCAUCGUCAACGUGCCAAUCCAACAGUGUGGCUUCUGGCGCCAGAAACAUUAUAUCACGCCUUCGUCAGCUCACAGGUCGCUUUGGUUUGAGUUUUGACAAGGAUCCCAAGCGUCUGCCGGCAGCGGGAUCCACCAGAACAGCUAGUGCUUCGCCUGUGAAAAAUAACAAUGCCGGCACGCCAAGAGCUGAUGGCUUCUGUUGCAAUCUCUCACAUCGGAGCGUGUCGCCGAAUCUCAAGUGUCGCGGUGAUGUGUUUCUGGUCAACUCUUCACGCAAUCGCGCCUACAGUUUGGAUGUGCCCAUCAAGCAUCGAUAUAGCAGCAGUAGCAGUAGUCGCAAGAGCUCAGCGUCGAAAAAUGAUGAUGAGGGAGCCGCUGCAGGCGGUCGGCUCCUGCCGCCUGAAGGACGGCUGCCUGAGACCCCUGUGGCCUCCACGGGGCCUAGUGACACCGGCGGCGGCAACCCGGACAACAAUAACAUUUGACGACGGAGUACGGACGCCACGACGGCGAGCGCUCUCUCCGGCGGAUCGUUCUCCAUCAACUGGACAUGCAUAGGAGAUCGGCUCAGUGCCCUCAUCUGCAAGUGCUGCGAGAGCAAUCUACCGCUCAAUCCGGAGAGUGUCUAACACCCUAGACCGCCCCCGCCAUGUGGGUCCCCCAUCCUCAGUGUGCUUAUGAUCAAUGAUGAAUUUAAUUAAUUUUAGCUAGACGCUCCCCCUCACUUCCCCCGGAAGGUUUUCCUGCCUGUGACAUGUGCAUCAGAGGGCAAAUUGUACCCUAGAUUAGAUUGCGAUGAGAGAGAGUCUAAUAGAAUGAAAUCUCGUGGCGAUAAGAGAUUGUAUUGAAGGAAGUCCUUUUCAAUUAAUAUUUAGUGAUGGCGUCAAGUGGAAACAUGCAAUGAAGAGAUUAGAAUUGUCCUAGCUUUAAGACUUAAAGUGAAGUUAAAAAUAAAAACAACCCGAUCAGAAUGAUAAAAGAUUUCAUGCUUCCUAUUGAGCCAAAAUUCAAACAUUUCUCCCUUGUAUUAGAAAACAAUAAUUUCAAAUGUGUUCAAAUGAGAAUUUUUGCGUAAAUUUUGUGAUACUCAAUACAAUCUCUUGAAUAUUUCAUACCACACAACUGAGAAAUCAUCUAUUAGAAGUAAAAGUUUAUGCGACGAUUGGAAAUUCAUUUAAUAGUUUAAUAGUCGAUUGUUCUAAAUUGUAUCGUAUUUUGUUAUGUUUAGUCUUCCAAAUCCAAAUGGACUUCACUUUUGCAUGCAAGAGCAUAGAUCAUUAUAAUUUAAAGAAAAUACUUUCUCAUUAAUUAAAUUCUAUUUAACAUGCAUUUACUUUCUUUGGAGAAUCUAAUAUUUGCGUUUGCUGUAAAUUAUUUAACGUGUAGUAUACAUAUAAAGAGUUUAUAGGUUUAAGUCAGUGAAAGUUAAACUAAGGGAGGAGAGAAUAAACAGAAUUAGAAACCAAAUUUAUCAAGAUACUUGUAGAAAAAGACUGAAAGAGUUGGUAUUAUCAAUUGAAAUCUUUUCUUAAUGCAAUUUUAGAGAGGAAAUAAAUGAUGCGACAGGUGCGAUAUUUGUGUCCAUGUCCUUAGGCAAACAGUACAUUCAGCUUCCCCGUAAUCAUUACAAGAAGUCAAAGAAAAGUGAAUUCCCUAACAAAGGCAUCAGCAUAACAAUAUUGUCAAGAAAUAGAAAAUAGAAGAUAUUUGUGUAAAAUUUAAUGUGUAAAUAACGUUAUAUUAUGAAAAUAUCACGUUAAAAGAGAGAGAAAAUAUGUAUCCUUUUCGAGACCAACUAUUCUAUUGUCAUUCUUUUUCUCUAGAAUCUUUCUCAGAAACCAAUGAAUUUAUAAAACCUACUUUCCACACUGCAACAUUUCUGACGACUGCAAUUUUUCAAAUGAGAUCAAUCUGUAACGGAAUAUAUUUAAAUCUCUAGCCUUCCCACCAAAUAAUUAUAUAACUGAGACUAUGCAAUUGAAAUAUCUUAUGAAGGAUGCGUUGAAAUAUCGGAUAAAAAAAUAUCAUCUGGACAAAGGGCAUGUAAGAGAGAAAUUCAGAAAAUUAAGAAAUCUCGUACAAAAUGGCGAAAACAGAAGUUAAUUUAAAAAAAAUAUACAAAGUUGAAAUUUCAUAUAUUUUAUUGAAAGACCAUUGCUUUACUCUCAACCAUGAAGGAAUUUAACAUAAUCUUAAAAAUGUUGAGAAACAUGGAACAAUUUACAAAAGUAUUUUUCUAUCCUUCCUACAUACUUUUAUGGAGUCUUUCACGGAGAAAAGAGAAGAGAAAUAUAUUAAUCUAAAGAUGAGAAAAUAUAGUAGAUAUUGAAAAUGGUGAAGAAUAUAGAUUUUAAAAUAGAUGACAAGAUAAUGAAGAAAAGGGAAAUUGCAGAUGUUGUUAAGGAAAUCAAUUAAAUGUCCGAAUGUGUGUCAAAUUCAGAAUAGGAUCAAUUACCCCAAAUAAAGGACGAUCACAUCAUUCUAGUUAGCUCAUAAAUUUCAUGUGCAAAUUUACUACACGGACCAAAAUUUUGUCGUCUAUUAACAUACAAUCAAUUAAAUCAUUAAUUACUGGUAAAUCCCGUAAAUCCUGUUUAGAAAAUGCAUGGCAUUUUGGAGACGACUCAUGUGAAAGUAAAUUACAUAUAGAAUGGACUGUGUCAACAAAAGAGACGGUAAACGCAUAGGUAGAGAGAAAGAAAAAAAUGCUAUUGAGAUUUUGGAGGAAAUAGAAAAGCUUGAACUACCAAAAAUGAGAAAAAUAAUCAGUUUUGUUUUGAAGAUGAAAAUGAAAUGGAGAAUGUGAAGAAUUUGUAUAAUAUUACUGGAAAAAAAAGAUAAGGUAAUAUCAUUAUACAAAAAAACUCAAAAAUAAUUGUUCGAUGAUAUUGUAAAAAUAUUAUGACAGAAAAUAAAGUAAAAUAAACGAUAA
This is a messenger RNA of Phlebotomus argentipes, 6303 nucleotides long. Its product is annotated as high affinity cGMP-specific 3',5'-cyclic phosphodiesterase 9A. Gene Ontology annotation, biological process: cGMP catabolic process. Gene Ontology annotation, molecular function: 3',5'-cyclic-GMP phosphodiesterase activity. The coding region runs from base 1241 to 3856 and encodes 871 amino acids. Lineage: Eukaryota; Metazoa; Arthropoda; Insecta; Diptera; Psychodidae. The record is from RefSeq and is a predicted model, not a curated record. The transcript has 9 exons.